Molecule: messenger RNA, 1112 nt
Organism: Scaptodrosophila lebanonensis
Lineage: Eukaryota; Metazoa; Arthropoda; Insecta; Diptera; Drosophilidae
Exons: 2
Coding region: 1-993 (330 amino acids)
Source: RefSeq, a predicted model, not a curated record
AUGGAUACACUCUCGCCCAAUAACGGCUCCAAGUCGAACUCCAGCGGUAGCUCGGCCACCAGCUCCUCCAUGGAUCUUAAAUGCCACAAGCAACAACAGCGUCAGCGUGAACAGAAAUUGUCACGAUCGCGUAGUUUUCUGCACUUGCUAAGCAAGCAUUUGGGACGGCAUUUCCAGCAUCAUCAUCACCAGAACGACACAGUAUACAGCAGCCAGGACGACAUACGCAGCUCAUCGACGGACUCCUUCAGUCUUAGCGACGAGCGCGGCUCCCACAACGAGUGCCAUGUGCUAAACGGCGGAUCCAGUUUGGAUCUGGUAGGCUCUCGCGCUUCCUCCACAUCGGCCUGCUCGCGUUGCUCACCUGGCCUGGACUGCUACGAAGGCUAUGAUCGCAGCAACAGUGGCCACAUCUAUGUCCAGACCGUCUACAGGCCGAACAGCGUCCUCGAGCAGCAUGCCAUGCAACGAUAUGACGAUGAUUCCAGCAGUGGCGAGGAUGUGGACGACGAGGGUUUGGGCACCGAUGAGAACGAGAAUGUGGAGCACAUGAAAGUACAAAACGGAAUGGAUGAACAGCAUCCGCGUUCGGCAUCGGCUGCUUCUGCCAGCGGCUGCAAGGCCGGCGGUGGUCUCCAUUUGAGCCGCAUAUCCAUUUCGUCAUCAGUGAGCCGCAUGCUUCAUCACUUCUCGACCUCGGCGGCCACGACGGCCACGGCUUCGUUGCGUUCGUUGUCCUGCAGCAGUACGCCUCUGCGCCAGCCGAAAAAGUCACUCACGCCCCACAACAGCAGCAGCAGCAACGCGAGCAGCACCAGCAGUGGCAGCGGCAGCGGCAGUGGCACAUCUAAGUCGGCGAAAAAGCAAAAGAAACAGCAGAGCAUCCUGCGACCUCCAGUGCAGUACGUGUACAUGAAGGGCAUGUCUGGUCUGUACUCGCGUGUGCCCAGCUACGCGGUCUGUUGUCCCUACACGUUGCAUCACAUGUACUAGAUGUGCAACACACACACACACACUCUCUUCACACACCUCACCAUUUCACACACACACAUCAUGCUCAUUAUCCUGGGCAAUGUCCUCGCCACAUAUACUCGUACAUAUAACACACACAA